Molecule: messenger RNA, 1758 nt
Organism: Momordica charantia (bitter melon)
Lineage: Eukaryota; Viridiplantae; Streptophyta; Magnoliopsida; Cucurbitales; Cucurbitaceae
Gene: RUS2
Product: root UVB sensitive protein (Protein of unknown function, DUF647)
Biological process (GO): response to UV-B; auxin polar transport
Cellular component (GO): chloroplast envelope
Source: RefSeq, a predicted model, not a curated record
AUAAAGGGUCCACUUGGAGAAGACCGCCUGAAGCUCCUCCUUGGGCGGCCAUUGUAGAUUACAUCCCCAAGUUUCGCCACAGUAUUUGCUUCUCUUCUUCCUCCAUGGACUUACUGAACAAGUUCAGCACGCGGAAGAAGGACCCACAAAAAUCGCCCUCUGUUCCUGUCUCCUGGAUUGAAAUCUCCGAAUCUGUCUCCCGCCACUGCCAAUUUCGACGUGAUGGUCGACUUUCUGUGAAGAUUAUUGAUGACACAAGACCAGCAAUUCAACGGGUUGUCGAGUCUUUCCUAAAUACAUUUUUUCCCUCGGGAUAUCCAUACAGUGUCAACGAAGGAUAUUUGAGGUAUACUCAAUUUCGAGCCUUGCAACAUGUUACUAGUGCAGCUCUGUCAGUGCUCUCAACGCAGUCACUGCUGUUUGCUGCAGGAUUGCGGCCAACAGCGGCACAGGCUACUGUUGUAAGUUGGGUUUUGAAGGAUGGGAUGCAGCAUGUUGGAAAACUCAUAUGCAGCAAUUUAGGUGCAAGAAUGGAUUCAGAGCCCAAAAGGUGGCGAAUUAUAGCUGAUAUCCUCUACGACUUUGGUGCUUGCUUGGAAGUUAUUUCUCCCUUAUGCCCUCAUCUUUUUCUUGAGAUGGCCGGCCUAGGCAACUUUGCAAAGGGAAUGGCAGUAGUUGCUGCAAGAGCAACGAGAUUACCAAUAUAUUCUUCAUUUGCAAAAGAAGGCAAUCUUAGUGACCUUUUUGCCAAAGGGGAGGCCAUCUCCACUCUCUUCAAUGCUGUUGGAAUGGGAGCUGGGCUACAAUUAGCGUCAACUGUUUGUUCAUCAAUACAAGGAAAGUUGAUUGCUGCACCUUUCCUUUCAAUCGUACAUGUAUAUUGUGUUGUAGAACAAAUGCGAGCAACCCCGAUAAACACGUUGAAUCCUCAGAGGACAGCAUUGAUCGUUGCCAAUUUUAUGAAGUCAGGAAGGGUACCAAGCCCCGCCGAUGUAAGGUACCGAGAAGACAUCAUUUUCCCUGGAAGACUCAUAGACGAUGCUGGAAAUGUGAAAGUAGGAAGGCCUUUACAUGAGGUUAUAAAGCCAUCAAAACUUUUUGAAAUGAAACAAAUUUUCCCAGAGGAGAAGUUUGUUUUGAACCAAAGUCACACGUGGGUUGACAUGGUGCUAGAGCAUGAUGCCUCAGGUGAAGAUGCAUUAAGGGGAUAUCUUGUAGCUGCAUAUACUGCAAACUUAAAGGGGCCCUCUCAUGAGCCGAGUGCUGGUAUGUUGGUUGAGGCUUACGAAAAGAUGAACGACGUUUUUACUCCGUUUCUAUCUGAGCUUCAGGCCAAAGGGUGGCAUACCGAUCGGUUUCUCGAUGGAGCAGGAAGUCGUUUUGCAUGGUAAUUCUUUAUUCUUCUGGCGAUCAUUUUUUCACAAGCCAUUUCGUGUGGUAGUUCUUUAUUCUGCAGGUUUGUCGAUCUUUGAACCCUACACAAUAUGGAGAAGAAAUAGAUUAGUGAUAGAGGAGCUUUACUAACAUCUCCAUAAUCUAGUUAGAAAUUUGCCAACUUGGCAACAUUGACGAUUUCAAAAUAGUUUGACGUUUCUCUUGGAAGAGAAAUAAGUUAUAGCAUAGUUGUAUGAAAUGACGAAUCAAUCAAGUUUUUGGAGUUUCUUUUUUCGUUUUUUUCCUUGGAUAACAAAUUUGAGGAGAUUUACAAAUUGUAAAAUUAGAUAUAUAUUUUUUUCAUUAUAAGUAUCAUUUUGUGCA